Messenger RNA from Ictalurus furcatus (blue catfish), 3497 nucleotides. RefSeq names its product inter-alpha-trypsin inhibitor heavy chain 3a, tandem duplicate 2 (gene itih3a.2). The transcript has 21 exons. Lineage: Eukaryota; Metazoa; Chordata; Actinopteri; Siluriformes; Ictaluridae. The record is from RefSeq and is a predicted model, not a curated record. Gene Ontology annotation, biological process: hyaluronan metabolic process. Bases 34 to 2826 code for a protein of 930 amino acids. Gene Ontology annotation, molecular function: serine-type endopeptidase inhibitor activity.
ACUAAACUCAGUGCUCAGAGCUCAGGAUUCAUCAUGUCUAAAGUGUGGAUUGGGCUGCUGGUAUGUGUGUGUGUCUGUCUGCGUGUUACAGCACAACCGAGUCUUACGACGUUUUUUCUUGAUAAUGGUGAUGAUGAUGAUGAUCAGACAGAGGAAGAGAAGCCAGAUCUAAGGAGUCAUGAGAUCGAGAUGCAGAAUGUGACGAUUGACUGCAAGGUGGUGUCCAGAUUUGCCCACACAGUCAUGACAUCCACGGCUCUGAACAAGGCCAACGUCUCACAGGAAGUCUUCUUCGAGGUGGAGUUACCCAAGACGGCCUUCAUCACCAACUUCAGCAUGGAGAUUGAUGGAAAGUCCUAUGUAGGAGAGGUCAAAGAGAAAGAGAAGGCCAAGAAGGAGUAUGAGACGGCUGUGUCCUCUGGACAUACAGCUGGACUGGUAAAAGCUUCAGGCCGAAAAAUGGAGAAGUUUUCUGUCUCUGUGAACAUUGCAGCCAACAGCAGUGUCACAUUCACGCUUACGUAUGAGGAGCUCCUUCAGCGCCGGCUUGGCAAAUAUGAGCUCAUGAUCCGAGUCAAACCCAAACAGCUGGUCCAGCACUUUGAGAUUGUUGCUACCGUCUAUGAGCCCCAGGGCAUUACAUUUCUGGACACCAAUGUCACAUUCAUCACUAAUGACCUGCUCCCUCUAGUGGAGAAAACAGUCACUGAUAAAAAGGCCCGUGUGUCCUUCUCUCCAACUUUGGACCAACAGAGGAAAUGCCCAGGCUGUGAUGGUACACUUAUAGAUGGGGAUUUCAUCAUCACAUAUGAUGUCAAACGUGAAGAGGAUUGGGGUGAUAUUCAGAUCGUGAAUGGUUACUUUGUACACUUCUUUGCCCCAAGUGAUUUGCAACAAUUGCCAAAGAAUGUAGUGUUUGUAAUAGACAGGAGUGGCUCCAUGGAGGGAAGAAAAAUGACACAGACUCGAGAAGCACUCUUGACCAUUCUAGAUGACCUAUAUGAGGAAGAUCACUUUGGUCUGGUCAUAUUUGACAGUGAGAUUGAAACAUGGAGACCAUCACUGAGCAAAGCUACAAAAGAAAAUAUAAAAGAAGCAAAACAAUAUGUCAGACAUAUAAGAGCAAGGCACAUGACGGAUAUCAAUGGAGCUGUUUUACAUGCGGUUGACAUGCUGAGUACAGCCAAGAGAAACAACUCCGUUCCAGACAGCAGCCCCUCCAUGAUCAUCCUACUGACUGACGGAGACCCAACUGCUGGAGAGAGGAAUCCAUCUGUGAUCCAACAAAAUGUCCGCAAUGCUACUGGCGGAAACAUGAGCCUGUUCUGCUUGGGAUUUGGCUAUGAUGUACACUAUGGUUUUCUGGAUGUGAUGGCCAACCAGAACGACGGUUUGGCUCGGAGAAUCUACGAAGCCUCAGAUGCCGCACUACAGUUGCAGGGUUUCUAUAGAGAAGUGGCAAGUCCGCUCCUCUUAGACGUGAAUCUGCAUUAUCCAAACAGCAUGGAGAAUUCCUUGACUACAAACCAGUUCAGGCAGUUCUUUGGUGGCUCAGAGAUUGUAGUCGCUGGCCGAUUGAACGACUCUCAAGCGGACACGUUUCUCGUUGAUGUGUCAGCCCAAAUGCUGGGGGAGCCUUUUAUGGUCCAGGGCCAGGCCCAUGCUGAGGAGUGGGUUGCCAUGUUCCCUGAGCAAGAGUACAUUUUUGGAGAUUUCAUUGAGCAUCUCUGGGCAUAUUUGACCAUCCAACAACUCUUGAACAAACAAGACAAGUGUACACCCCAGGAAUGUGAGAAUGUCACCGCUGAAGCACUGGAACUCUCACUAAAAUACAACUUUGUCACUCCACUCACAUCCAUGGUGGUCACUAAGCCGGAAACUAACACAACAUCAGAAGAUACAUUAAUUGCUGACAAACUGACAGAAGACCAACGUCUGGACUUUCCUGAUUUGCUCCAAUCGCAAACACACUCUGGUAUAAUUGCAAUGGGAUCUAGAGCAUCUCUAUCCACUGGCAGUGCAUCUGUACAUAAUCUUUUGCACAACAGUCAUUUAGUUGUGAUAGGUCCGAAAGGUAUGGGUUUGGUUGAUGGAGAUCCUCACUUCAUCAUUGAGUUGCCAGAUCGGAAUGAUGCUCUGUGCUUCAAUACUGAUGAUAAACCAGGCACCAUCUUCAACCUAGUGAAAGAUCCAGUCUCAGGAUUGGUGGUGAAUGGGAAAACCAUUGGAGACAAGAAGGUGGAGCCUGGGAGCAAGCAGCACACCUACUUUGGUCAAUUUGGGAUUGUUCAUGAGAAAUUGGGUAUCAGAUUAAUGGUGACAACCCAAAAGAUCAUAGUGUCUGAGCAUGGCAUAGAACAACAAUUUGAUUGGUCACAAACAUCUAAUGUUAAAGGUGUAAACCUGGACCUUCGGGUAACCAAAGAUUACCGUCUCACAGUGACCCUGAAGGACACCUUGAAGUUUAUCAUCAUUUUGCACAAAGUGUGGAAGAUGCAUCCCUACCACCAAGACUACCUGGGCUUUUACACCCUGAACAGCCACAUACUUUCAGAAAGAGUCCAUGGUCUUCUUGGACAAUUUUUCCAUGGGUUAACAUUUGAAGUUAGUGAUGUCUUUCAAGGGAAAGAUCCAGACAAACCAGAUGCCACCAUGUUUGUGAAGGGUCACAAUCUCACAGUGACCAGGGGCUGGCAGAGAGACUUCAGAAAGUAUAUGAAGAAAGGAGAAAAUGUGCCCUGUUGGUUUAUUCAUAACAACGGCACAGGGCUCAUCGAUGGAGUCCUCGGAGAUUAUGUUGUCUCUGGUCUCUUUACAACUGUCUGAGAGGGAAAAGGAAAAAGGGACUACAGAAUUCCUGACUGGACUGUAGACAUAUUUCAUAUUUUCCCCCUUUUUUAUUAUUGAAAGUAUGACAUUUGGAAUUGAAAAAGUACCUGAUCAUAAACCAGUAUAACAGGAAUGUUUCUAACAAACACUGAGAGGACUUUGUUAUUGACUUUGUACACAUUCUCUUCUGAUAAAACGUUUCUGAUAACUGUCCAGAUUAAAUUGGUUUUGUGUCUGUUUUAUUCAUAUAAAUGUAGUCGGUUUAUUUAUUUAUUUUUUUGCUCAUAAUGAAUUGAAAUUUUGUCAAAUAAGCUAAUUAGAAAAAUUGAGAAACAAACAGUGAAGCAAAAUAGAAAUGCAGUGAUAGCAGAAAGGUGAAAUAAGUAUUCACUCACUUUUAUUUAAAAAAAAGACAAAGAAAAGAAAAGAAAGAAUUAUUUACAAUAAAAUGCACACAGAUCACACAGUCAAACUGGGAAAAAAAUAUAAACCUGGGCGAUAUGUGCCACUUACUAGUAUUGCUUAAACUUACUAAUGCAGUACACAGUGCAAAUCUUUUGUGCCAAAUUAAACAUAAAACAGACUAUUGAUUUUGGGCACGAUUGGACAUUGAGCUAGCAAAGAGCACGCACGAUCAUUGACCUCAUCAUCAGAAGUCCUGUUUUAUU